Molecule: messenger RNA, 408 nt
Organism: Pyricularia oryzae 70-15
Lineage: Eukaryota; Fungi; Ascomycota; Sordariomycetes; Magnaporthales; Pyriculariaceae
Exons: 3
Coding region: 1-408 (135 amino acids)
Molecular function (GO): nucleic acid binding
Source: RefSeq, a predicted model, not a curated record
AUGGCAGACGACCGUCUCGAGGAGCGGUUCGGGUCACGUCUUGUGCUUUGGCAAAAGCACAACCAGGGGCGUCUACCCGAAAAGAUUUUCAUUUUCCGUGACGGUGUUUCGGAGGGACAAUUCGCGACGGUCGAGAAUACGGAGCUGCCGUUGAUCCGCAAGGUAGCCUGGGGCAUCAGUAUGGUUUCCAUCGGCCACACGCCAGACUCUGAUAAUUUAGGCCUGCAAUCUGCCAGAUCUGCAGCCAACUCAACCGGAGAAGACGUCGGCGUCUACUUUGAUCGGGCUUUUUACGGAAGUCCAUCUCCCUACCACAAACCAAUGGACCUGGGUCCGAGGAGCUUGGUUCGUGAAGAAGGCUCAGUAGUAAUCGAAGUCAAUGACGGCUUGCAGAUCAGAACGAUAUAA